Tremella mesenterica DSM 1558 is the source of this 2234-nucleotide messenger RNA. RefSeq lists its product as uncharacterized. Bases 1 to 2022 code for a protein of 673 amino acids. The transcript has 2 exons. The record is from RefSeq and is a predicted model, not a curated record. Lineage: Eukaryota; Fungi; Basidiomycota; Tremellomycetes; Tremellales; Tremellaceae.
AUGUCCUCAGGAGACUCAGACGAUGUUCAUGCUCCUACAUUUGACACUCCCUCUCCACCCCUUUUCCCUCCCCCGACCCUCCAUCUCAGUCCUCCUAGAAGAUCACUCCUCCAACAACCCAACACCCGUCCUAGGGGUAGUGUCCUAGAUAUCAUCAACGCUCGUCGACGUCGACUUCCUAUGGAAUCUGACGAUCCCAUUAUUGCAGAUACUUCGCAUGACAAUGAUAAUCCACGUCGAGGUGUCCGAUUCCAAGAUCCUCCUGAUACCGCUAGACCCAAUCCUUUCCUCGAUGGUGAAACUCGUCGGGAUAUAUCACCAUUUGAACGACGCUUGACUCGCAAUCACGAUUUACUCGCUGGGAGUAGAGAAGGAAGAGAAAGAAUAGAUCUCACUGCUUCAUCAUCCAGAUCAAGAGCACAUCUUACUCAACCACGUUUAGGAGGUUCUUCUUCUGAUCUCGACCAUUCUAACACUUCACAAUUACCCGAUGUUGGAUCAUCUAGGACUGUCGACAAUAUCGUCAUGGGUGAUGAAAGUUCUUCAAAUCAGGGAGGGGGGACAAUUCCACUUGAUGAAGAUGAUGAUAUCGAAUCUUUGUGGCCUAUCCGUCCAAACAGGAGAGUUGGAGUAAGGAAUGAGAGUCUAAAUGAAAGAGUUGUGGAACCGGGUGGAUCUACAAGACGAGGGGUGACGUUUGAGGUGGAUGACAAUAUCCCAUUGGGUCGAGGAUUAAGAACUCUCGAGGCUCGAGUCAAUGCAUUGAGGAAUGCUGCACGUGCCCAACGCGCUACCUUCGGACUUUCAGGCUCUACAGGAGGGAGGCGUAUAAUGGAUGAUGAACGUGGUGACAGUGGAAGGGUUGGACCAUCUGGUACGCGAGCUACUAUUGGAUCUCACAGAAUCCAGGCUCCAGAUGAUGAUGAGGUGGUGUAUACUGGUCGAAGGGAACGAGCCGGUCCAGCAGAUGUUGAACGACCGGAAAGACCAGAUUAUGGACGAGCUUUGAGAGCAGACCUCGAUCAAUUACUCGACCAACGCGCAGCAGAAACCAGGGCUAUCAUCAACGCUGAUAACCGCGAUACCCGUCGUGCCGUUCUGUCUCCUCCACCUAUCCCCACUCCUCCGGCUGAACGUAGACGCGCACGAUUUGGUGGUGCAGUCCUUCGAACCAAUGGUCAACAAAUACGUUUCGCUCCUCCUCCACCUACCGAAACCCAACCCCGCGCUCGUCCUCUCCACGCUCGUUUGACCCGUCAACUUCCCGUGGAUCCCGAUUCCUCCGACGAUGGGGGUGAAUAUGCUCCCCCUCCACCAGGCGUAGGUGAUGACGAAGAAGUUGGAAGAUUCAGACGGAUUCUAGCUCAACAUGAUCAAUAUCGAGCUACCUUUGGAGGAUUCGGAGCUGCCAUCAAUCGAAUUUGGGAUUACGCAAGAGGUGUCGGUCCAGCUGAUCCUUAUCGUGAGAUGAUGCUUGGUGAACGCGAUUUCCUAGGUUUUCAAAAUAUAGGUAGGAUACCUAGAAGAGAAGAACCUAUGACGAUUGUUGCAAGAGUCAAAACUCCAGAACAUGAAGAUUUUCCUGGUUUCAGGGAUACUUUUGAAUUACCCCCUUCACCAAUCACGUUGGACGAAAAUGGUAACGUCAUACCGAAUAGAAAGAAACAUAAACCUUUUAUAGCAUGUUGUUCAUGUGGUGAUAGACUUUUAUUAUCUUCCGCUUAUCGUGGACCUGAAGAUAGAGUUUGGGUUUUGAGAUGCGGACAUAUGAUGGAUCAGAAAUGUUUGGAUAAGUUGGCAUAUACGAAAAGUGAAAUAGUGGAGGAUUUACCUGUGUUGGGAGAAGAAGAACAUGUGGGGAAGAAGAGAAGGGUGAGAAGUACCAGGAAACCAAAAGUUGUGGUGGAUAGGAAAGAUUGGGUUUGUCCUGUGAAAGGAUGUGGGAAAGAACAUGUGAGCGUGUGUACGGAUGGGGUUUGGACACAGGAUGAAGAAGAAGGAGCUUUUCAAGCGUAUGCUUGAGGGUGUUUUCCUUACAAGCCCUCUUCUCUUGAUUCCAUCGUUAACCUGCCUCAUCUUAGGGUCAAGACAAGACAACUUUGAGAAAUCUCAGGAAUGACCCUUACCCUCUCGGUUACGAUGUAGUGGAGACGAUAUGAUGAAUCCGGAGAAUGAAGAAUUGUAAAUACCUAUCAAUGCAGUUCAGAUCAAUGUAUCUCUCUGUUCAUGUUGCC